Molecule: messenger RNA, 2566 nt
Organism: Impatiens glandulifera
Lineage: Eukaryota; Viridiplantae; Streptophyta; Magnoliopsida; Ericales; Balsaminaceae
Product: nitrate regulatory gene2 protein-like
Exons: 4
Coding region: 45-2261 (738 amino acids)
Source: RefSeq, a predicted model, not a curated record
ACCUGGUUUUCUUCAUCUUCUUCUCCUUCUUCUUUCCUUCUAAAAUGGGGUGCACAGCGUCCAAACUCGAUAACGAGGAUACAGUCCGGCGAUGCAAGGACCGCCGCCGUCUCAUGAAGGAUGCAGUCUACGCUCGUAACCACCUCGCCGCUGCUCAUUCCGAUUACUGCCGUUCACUUCGCAUCACCGGUUCUGCUCUAACAGCUUUUGCAACCGGUGAACCUCUCUCCAUUUCCGAUCAAACGCCGGCUGUCCUCCUACGCACACCUUCUUCUCUAUCUCCUCCUCCUCCUCCGCCGCCGCCAUCUCAACCUCGCACUUUUCCUUCUCCCUCCCUCCAUCAAUCUCCGCCUCCUCCUCCGCCGCCGCCUCAUAUCAUAUCAUCUCGCCGCUAUCAUCGGAAACCGCCGAUGAAGUUGCCACACAUCCUCUCUGAUUCGAGUCCUUCCUCCUCUCCGCGGAGUGAAAUUGCAAAUAGAUCAACCAGAAAUUACGCUCCGAACUAUACAUGGAAGACGAAUUCAAACUAUUGUAGCUCUCCUUCUCAUUCUCAAGCAUCUUCUGUCUGGAACUGGGACAAUUUCUAUCCUCCAUCUCCUCCCGAUUCCGAAUACUUUAACCGUCGAAACAACAAUAAAGAUGAAGAUAAGGCGUCUUCAACUUACUCCAAAUACAACUACAACCGUGAAAAGAAGCAUCCUAACCAUGGAGAAGAACAACAAGAAGAAGAAGAAAUCGAAAGAGAAGAAGUACAGUGCAGUGAAUGGGGUGACCAUGAACAUGACCAAUACAGCACAACGAGCUCUUCCGAGGUAGAUGACGACAAAGAUUCCAGAUCCGAGGUGAGAACUCAAUCCAAUUUCGCCCCCUCGGCGAAGAACAACCCCCCGCCGGCUAUGAACAAAUCAGAGAAGUCUGAUGAUACUAGACAACAAGACGACAUGAGUAUCGUCGUUCGCCACAGGGAUCUGGCGGAAAUUGUUGCGGCAUUGAAUGAGUAUUUUGAAAAAGCAGCUGCUGCUGGUGAUCAGGUAUCUGAAAUGCUAGAAACCAGCAGAGCUCAGAUGGAUAUGAAUUUUAGACAGAUGAAGAAGACUGUUUAUCAUUCAAGUGGGAUGUUCAGUAACUUGAGCUCUCGUUGGACAUCUAAGCCACCAUUGGGAAUCAAAUACAAGUUCGAGCCAGGUUCAAUUCAUGAAUCUGUAGGUAACAAGAGUCUCUGUUCAACUUUGGAACGUCUCUUGGCGUGGGAGAAGAAACUCUAUCAAGAAAUCAAGGCUAGGGAGAGUGUGAAAAUUGAACAUGAAAAGAAGCUUUCGACUUUACAAAAUCAGGAGUACAGAGGGGAAGAAGAAGCAAAGUUGGAUAAGACAAAGGUUUCAAUAAAGAGAUUACAGUCACUAAUUGUUGUUACUUCUCAGGCAGUCUCCACUACCUCUACUGCGAUCAUUGGUCUAAGAGACUGUGAACUUGUACCACAACUAGUUGAACUCUGUCAUGGGUUUAUGUACAUGUGGAAAUCAAUGAAUCAAUUCCAUGAAAUCCAAAACCAGAUAGUACAGCAAGUCAAAGGCCUAAUAAAUAAAACAACAAAAGGCGAAUCAACAACCGAUCUCCACCGUCAAUCAACUCGCGAUCUGGAGUCAUCAAUCUCCUCUUGGCAUUCGAGUUUCUUCAACCUUAUAAAAUUCCAACGUGAUUUCAUCCAUUCCCUCCACUCUUGGUUCAAACUAACCCUCCUUCCCAUCAAAACCGAACCAACAACAACAACAAAAGAAAAAUCAAAUGCAUUCGAAUUCAUCGACGAAUGGAAACUCGCCCUCGAAUUCGUCCCCGACACUGUCGCUUCUGAAGCCAUUAAAAGCUUCGUAAACGUAAUUCACUCGAUUUCGCUAAAGCAAACUGAAGAAAUCAAGACAAAGAGACGAAUGGAAACUACUUCGAAAGAGUUGGAGAGAAAAUCGUCGGGUGUUCGAAAUUUAGAGAGGAAAUUUUAUCGUUCUUACUCGACAGUUGGCAUUGGGGUUGGAUUGGAUGCGCAUGAUCCGCUUUCAGAUAAGAAAGAGGAACUUGCGGUUUGUCAAAGGAGGGUGGAAGAUGAGAUGGUGAGGUAUUCGAAGGCGGUUGAGGUUACUAGAGCAAUGACGCUUAAUAAUCUUCAGACUGGCUUGCCGGGUGUGUUUCAGGCGAUGACUAGUUUCACGGGGUUGACGAAGGAGGCACUCGAGAUUGCUUGUGGUCGAUCUUACACCAUUAAGUAAAUGAAUGGGAGGUAAUGAUUAAUACUUUUUGAUACUUUGAAAAUAUGAUUAUUUGCAUUGUGAUUUGAGAUAUUAUUUAUAGAAGCCUCUUUUAGCUAAUGGAAGAGCACAAGAACUCAUUUUCAUAAGAUUAUAGAUUCGAGUCUUUAUACUCGGAACACUUAAAAAGGAUCUUAGGUGCAAGCUUACACUCCUUUUUUUAUUUUGGAAAUAAGUUGUAUUAUAUAUGGUGAUGUAUAAGAAAGAAGGAUAUUAGGAAACAACAUUUGUCCUUUGAAAUUAGGUUAGUCUUUUAUUGCUUGAGA